Liolophura sinensis is the source of this 3485-nucleotide messenger RNA. Its product is annotated as spindle assembly abnormal protein 6 homolog. The coding region runs from base 342 to 2378 and encodes 678 amino acids. The transcript has 16 exons. NCBI's taxonomy places the organism in Eukaryota, Metazoa, Mollusca, Polyplacophora, Chitonida, Chitonidae. Gene Ontology annotation, biological process: centriole replication. The record is from RefSeq and is a predicted model, not a curated record. Gene Ontology annotation, cellular component: centrosome; centriole.
UUGCCCUCUGAAUUAGCAACACUUCCAUGUUUGCAAGUCCGAGUAUGUGAUAUGAUCGAACUGGUCGAUUUUCUGAUUUGACGCACGGGAUUUUAUGAGCAUAAUGAUGGAAUAGACAGUGAAGCUAGAGAGUGUCACUCAUCGACGACAAAGAGCAGUGUUGUUGUGGUUUUCCACUUUCAACCAGACUAUGUUGUUGUUGACGUGAUUUGAGAUCGCAAGCCACGACUGCUAUGUCCGUCGCCCCUCAGCGCAUGUGGAAGAGUGACGGAAACAGUGAACAAAUGUCGUCCUUCAGUUUGUGAUAUUCACGCUUGGUAGAAGUGCAGUAACCGGUAGCAAUGGCUGAUGAACUGUUUGGUAAACAACUUCCUGUGGUGUGGAAAUCGCCUGACAGAGAGGAUAGGAAGGUAAAAAUCUUCUUGAAGAUGGAAGUCCAAACUGUUACAACGCCUCUGCAUAGAAAGGAGCUGGUUGUACGCCUGACAGAUGACCAGGAUCUGUUUUUCCUCUACACCCUGAGAUUGAGCGAGGAGGAUUUCCAAAGCUUAAAAACACAGCAAGGGUUGCUGGUGGAUUUUGGAUCAUUCCCACAGAAAUUUAUUGACCUGUUAAACAUGUGUAUCCAAGAAGAACACAGAGAAGUACCAAAGUUCAUUUUACACCUGGUGUCACAGAGUUCACUGGCUGGAGAAACAACGGCAGCCACUCUAAAUGUGAUAGAAACAAAUCCUUUCAAACAUCUCACCCACCUGUCCCUCAAGUUUCUCCCAGGGAAAGAUUCAGACAUCAAGAAAUACCUGGCCGAUUGCCUGAAACAAAUGCAGGACAGAAAUUCCCUUCUGCAGCAUAAGUAUGAGCACACAGAUGCUGAUCUUAACCAGAGGCUCAGACAGACCCAAGAGAUGCUAUCUCAGAAGUCUUCGGAGUUGGAAAGCCUGAAGACCGAAUGGACGGCUAAGCUCACUGAACUGACGGCCAAACACAAACAGGAGCUGACUGAGGAAAGGGAGCGAACUCUGGAGACACAGCGCAGCUAUCAGAGCCGGCAUGAACGAGAGAGGAAGGAGCUGGAACAGGCUCAUAUGAAGAUUGUGAAACAGCUGGAAGGUCGGCUGUACGAGCUGGAAGGUUCCAGUAAGGAUUUAACAGAUCGGAAAUACAAAUCUGAGGCAAACAUUCGUGAACUGAAGUCUAAGCUGGGGUCACUGGAGGAGGAGCAUCAGCGAGCCAAGCAGGAGAUCCAGACGCUGCGCAAACAGAAUGCUGCGCUCGACGGGGAGUACCACGAGCAGGAGAAGAUCAUCAACCAGCAGAGGAUGAGGGUCGCUGUCCUGGAACAAGAGGUCAAGGACAAGGAGCAGGUUAUAGCAAGGUCAUCUGAUUUACUGGGCUCAGAGCAAGGCCAGAAGAGGAAGUAUGAAGAGGACCUUGAAGCCAAGCAGAAAGAGAUAGGUCGUCUGGAGAGCAAGGUCAAGGCCAUGUCAGAGGAACUGUUGAAGGGAAAUGAGAUUAUAAAGAAAUUGCAGGGAGAAAUCAAGAACUAUCACACUAAGAUCAAGCUGAGGAAUCAAAUUGCAACAGAGCAAGAGAAGCUUCUGAAGGAGAAAGAUCAAGAACUGGAAACACUUCGUAAGGACCUGUCCGAAACUAAGGAAACCCUGAAGAAGAAAACGGAUGAGAGUGAAAAGCUUAGCACAGACUUAAGAAAUACAAUGGAAAAAUUGGAAGAGAGCAGACAGCUACUGAAAACUAAUGAAAAUGUUAUCCAAUGGUUGAAUAAGCAGAUCAAUGACACACAGAUUACACACAGGCAGACGGGAACAUUCGAGAUGCCGGCUGUCAACAACUUCAGGCAUACAUCAGGAAUGCACAAUUACAGUGUGUCCAGCUAUGGCUCUGUGCGAACCUCAGUCCCCUCUGAGGGGCCCGGUGGGGGACACUACCCUGGCGCAAUACAGCACCCUUACCACCCCCCUCCUAACAGACAUGCUCAAGUGCAAUAUAAUCCAGGUCAGCCCAAGAAGAGUGCUCUGCCCUUGGCAACAGGGCACAAAAUAUCGCCAGUGCCAUCUAUACCAGAGGAGAUACGCCCCAACAGUUCCCCAUCCUCCAACUCCACCAGCACGGAUAAAGAAAAGUACAUUGACCCACCGGUGAUUGACCCCAAGUUUUUGCAUAGGAGAGAGGGAGCCAUACCUGUGAGGGGCCUGGUUAGUCGCAGUGCUUCCCCACCCACCAUCCACACAGCCUCUCUCCCCGCCCACACCUCAAACAGACUUAGUCAGCAGGCAGUUGUCCCCAAAACACUGUCCAAACCCUCCUCUCAGCCACCUCUAGCCUCAGCGUAUUUUCCCAAACAGACUCGUCCUUCGUAAAUUGUGACGCACUCAGGUGUUUGAACAAAUUGUCCUCAAGGCUUUUAUCAUUGACUCUGCUGUAAAUCGUCCUGAUUUGCUAAACAAACUCGUGCUUCGUGAUUUGUGAUAACACUUAGGUGUCCGAACAAAGUGUAGUCAAUGCAGAGACAUCAUGGUGACUCCUUCCUAUUUCCCAAAUGUCUACCUCUCCCCGAGUUGCUACACAAUAAAUAAAUGAAGUGUUAUCAAGACUUCAUCAGCGACACCACUGUGAAGCACCCUGGUUCGCCAAACAGACUCAUCGUUCUUGAGUUGUGAAACAGCUGAUGAUGUGAGUUGUUUGAACAAUGUCCUCAAGGCUUUAACGAAGACUACGCGGUGACUCCUUCCUACUUUCCCAAAAAAUCACCUCUUCCCGAAUUGAGACACAAUCAGGUGUCUGAACAAGGUAUUGUCAUGACUUCGACAAGGACAUCAUCAUCACACUUCUUCCUGCUUCUGUAAAGAUUCGUGUCUCUUGAGUUGUGAUACACUCAACAAAGUGUCCUGAAAACUUCAAUAGCAUUGUAAAUCGUCCUGACUUGCCAGAUGUGAAAGAUGUGUCAGUUGUUUGAACAAAGUGUCUUCAAGACUUCAACAGAGACAUCAAUGUUACUCAUUGUGCUUACCAAACAGAGGUCUGACAGCAACCUGUGGAUGGUCGUGGGUUCUUCCCGGGCUCUGCCCGGUUUCCUCACACUAUAAUGCUGGCUGCCGUCAGAUACGUGAAAUAUUCUUAAGUGCAGCGUAAAACGCCAAUCAACUAAAUACAUAAAUACCAGAACGGACCUGCCCUUAGGGCAUAGUGAGUCAGCCCAUGGUGUCAGUCAUUUGAGGAAAGUUGCUUCGCCAGAAACUUCAGUGUGGCACAGCCUGUUUGCCUAUAACAGACCUGCUCUUCAGGAGUAAUGAGUUUUCCCAUCUCGUCAGGAGUAAUGAGUUCUCCCGUCCCAUCAGGAGUGAUGAGUUCUCCCGUUUCGUCAGGAGUAAUGAGCUCUCCCAUCCCAUCAGGAGUAAUGAGCUCUCCCAUCCCAUCAGGAGUAAUGAGUUCUCCCAUCCCAUCAGGAGUAAUGAGUUCUCCCAUCC